Prosopis cineraria is the source of this 2190-nucleotide messenger RNA. RefSeq lists its product as uncharacterized. The coding region runs from base 218 to 1954 and encodes 578 amino acids. NCBI's taxonomy places the organism in Eukaryota, Viridiplantae, Streptophyta, Magnoliopsida, Fabales, Fabaceae. The transcript is spliced from 7 exons. The record is from RefSeq and is a predicted model, not a curated record.
UUGAUCAACAAAGCACCGCCUAAUAGAAAGCUAUUAAAAUUCCCCCUUAAAGAACAUACACAAAGUCUUCGAUCUUGAGACAUUAAAAGCUGAUUUUUUGUUGUCUUUAUUCGUGUUUCUAUUCCUAUUUAUUGACAUAGACGUCAGACCGUCCUCUUCCAUUCCCGCCAUUGCAAUGUUUUUAGUUUUACUUUUCUCGGUCUUUGGAAGCUAGACAAUGCCGGAGUUAGGGUUUCAGGAACGAACCUUGUCUGGUCGACCUGGCUUCAGGCCUUGCGAUACUAGCCCUGACUCCGUCAUCUUCACGCUUGACUCCAGCUUCAGCCUCUUCUCCUCUGCUUCUGCAAGCGUCGACCGCCGCUCCUUUGCAUCCGAUGCUCAUGACCACGACUCCUUAGCCUCUGAAAUCUCCCUGCAUUUGGCAGGCCAUGAUUAUGAGAUUUUUCAUGAGAGUUGGAGUGGUCCAGAUCUAGAUCCAGACAAGCCUGUAUUGCGCAAGAAGAAGCACGGUCGUCUGUCUAGAAAGGGAGAAAAAGCAAAAGUUCAAAAGGAUGACAGCGAUGCUGGUGAUAUUGAAGACGGAGACCAACUCUUGCAAUUGGGUUCAGCGAGGAACUCUUUCUCUCUAGCUCUCAAAGAAUGUCAAAAUAGGAGAAGGUCCGAAGCUUUUUUGAAGAAGACAGACAGGCGAAGGCCUGCUUCUUUAGAUCUCAACAAUGCGACCGGAACUUCUCCUCGACUGGGAAACAUGAGAAAGAGCUCGGUUUACUCACCAAGAUCUGACGCUUUUCCUAGUCCUGGCACACCAGAUUAUCGAAAAGCGGGUGUUGCAAUGCAAAAGGGCUGGAGCUCCGAGAGAGUUCCUUUGCACACAAAUGCUAGCCGGAAGCAUGUCACUGGUGCCCUGUUGCCUCUCAACAAUGGAAGAACGUUGCCAUCCAAAUGGGAGGAUGCCGAGAGAUGGAUUUUCAGUCCCGUUUCAAGAGAUAGCACAGGGAGGGCUUCGCUUCCUCCUCCCCCCCAAAGGAGGCCAAAGUCAAAGAGCGGUCCACUUGGGCCUCCUGGUGAUGCUUAUUAUUCAUUGUAUUCACCGGCAGCGCAAAUGUUCGAAGGGGAAAAUUCGGGGAAUUUCAUGGCUAGCUCUCCAUUUUCAGCUGAUGUCAUCUCAACUGAUGGCUUGACAAUUCAAUCCAUUGGCCACGGUGGAGUCCUUCCGAUGCAAGCAGAAUCUUGCAUGGCCCGCUCGGUUAGUGUGCAUGGAUGCUCCGAGAUGCAGAGCCAAUCGGCAAUGCCUUUCCAAGAGGAAAAGUUUGGUGGCUUCAAAGAUGCCGCCACCAAUGUUUCUGGUGCUAUUUUAAGGAGGGACAUGGCAACCCAGAUGAGCCCAGAGGGUAGCCAAUGUUCCUCUCCCAACGUGAGGACACCAUUCUCUGCCUCCACACCAUCUGUCCUGCCCUUCAUUGAAUCGCGGGGUAUAUCUUUCUCUAAAAUGGAUAUCAAAGAUGUGCAAGUUGAUGAACGAGUCACCAUGACAAGAUGGUCCAAGAAGCAUAGAUCCCUCUUCUCAGGGAAAGACUCAGAAAAUUUUGACAACCGGAAGAAGAAAGAAAUAAGACCUCAUUCUUCAUCUUGGGACCUGACUGGAACAGCAAAAACUCACUCAAAGGCGAAAAGGGAGGAGGCCAAAAUCACUGCAUGGGAAAACUUACAGAAGGCAAAAGCUGAGGCAGCAAUACGAAAGCUAGAGAUGAAGUUGGAAAAGAAGAGAGCAUCUUCUAUGGACAAGAUCAUGAGCAAGCUGAGAUCAGCUCAAAAGAAAGCUCAGGAAAUGAGAAGCUCAGUUUUAGCCGACGAGGCCAAUGAAGUUGCUAGAACUCCCCACAAGGCCAUGUCAUUUCGUAGAAGCAGUCACAUGGGUUCUUUGGGUUUUUGUUUCACCUGCCAUGCUUUUUGAUGAAUAGUCCAGUAUUGUUAAGUCCUCAUCUCGUCUGAUGCUGGGUAAAUUUCCCUGUAAAAUAUCAACUGUAGAGUGUAGACCUGCUUGUGGGUCAAUUUCCCUGUAAAAUAUCAACUGUAGAGUGUAGACCUGCUUGUCCUAUUUCAAAAAUCACAUCAUUGCAUGCCUCUGCAUGGUAAGUUUUUGUCAAAUGGAUACAGAUUGCUGAUAAGUAAAAAGAUUUAUUAGCUAGA